This is a messenger RNA of Argiope bruennichi, 2337 nucleotides long. RefSeq names its product endothelin-converting enzyme 2-like. The transcript is spliced from 21 exons. The record is from RefSeq and is a predicted model, not a curated record. NCBI's taxonomy places the organism in Eukaryota, Metazoa, Arthropoda, Arachnida, Araneae, Araneidae. Gene Ontology annotation, cellular component: plasma membrane. Gene Ontology annotation, molecular function: metalloendopeptidase activity. Bases 76 to 2304 code for a protein of 742 amino acids. Gene Ontology annotation, biological process: protein processing.
UAUUCGCUUCGUACACAGAGGACAGUCAUGUUCUGGUAUUGCGCAAUCGUGUCUCUACUGUAAAUAAAGAAAAGAAUGACAGCGUCCCCUUUAUUGCUUGCCGCAACAACUGCUCUCUUAUUUUUCACAACCUUCCAUGUUAAACAGCAAGAAAAAGACGGAGAACGACCCAAACCUGUGGAACAUGCGGUUUGCACAAAAGAAUCCUGUCUUAAAGCAGCCGGUGCUAUUUUGGACAAGCUGGACCAGACAGUGCAUCCCUGCAAAGACUUUUACCAGUUCGCAUGUGGCAACUACAUCCGACGGACGAUACUGCCGGAAAACGUGGAUGUUAUGUCCGUUAUACAGAACAUGGAGGAUGAAGUACUUAUGAUCAUAUUCCGAGCCUUGGAGUCUCCAACUUUGUAUCGCACUGGAGGUUCGCUCAUCAAAGCCAAGAUGCUCUACGAAACUUGUAUGAACAGUGAUACCCUGGAGGAUGAUUCUGUCCAGGUGCUUCGUCUCUUUCUGUCCGAGCGGGGAGUAGGGCACUGGCCAGUAUUGGAUGCCGACUGGUCUUCCGGCGACAUGAAUCUGGAGUGGCGCUUGGCCAUGCUUUUCGUCCAUCACACGCCUGUCUUCUUCCACAUGUACGCCGACGCCCCUUCUUUCACCUCAGAAUACAUUCUCAAUAUCUAUCCCGCGUCUUCCCCCUUGGGAGCCAAGGAGGUGGCUGGUGCUGACAGGGAGCGUAUUUUCGAAGCCUAUCACAAGCUGCUCAUUGAAACGCUUCGGUUGCUGGGGGUGCCGGAAGUGCGAGUGCAGGCGGAUUCCUUCGACAUCAUUGGUUUCGAGUUGCAGUUUUCCAUGAUUACGAACGUUUCGCAGCAGUGUUUGGUUAAAUCAAAUAAAGAAAGUAACGACACUACACAAGAUGAUAGCAGACUCUACAAUAUAACGGUAGACGACUUAGAAUAUCAUAUACCUCAAAUCAAAUGGAGCCGUCUGAUGUCAUACGUGUUUCGGAAUCUGGGUCUUCCUCUGGACUCAUCCAGUCUCUAUGUCUUGGUGCACUGCAAAGACUAUUUCAGGCAGCUAGGCACGCUACUGUCAAACACGCCACCUAGAACACUGGCGAACUACAUGUCGUGGAAGUUCGUGUUGAGUUACAUGUCCUUUAUGAGUAUGCCCUUCCGCCAGAUAUUCCAGGACUACACACUGCUGACGCCAGAGCUAAAGCACUCGAAACUCAAGACUUACACCUCCAGGUGGAAGGGGUGCGUCAGCCUGGUUGGCUCAUGGUUCGGAAACGCCAUCGCAGCCUACUACGCCAAAAAUGGGUACCCAUAUGAAGUAGAGCAAAAGGCCAAGCAGUUGGUAUCCUCUCUGAAAGCCACCUUCAUCGACAUCAUUAGUAACACCGCUUGGUUGGAUGAAGAAUCACAAAAUGCCACCAUUGAGAAAGUCUUGAACAUGAAAACUGAAGUAGGCUACCCUCGUCACAUGCUGAGUGCGGAUUAUGUGGAAACUUUUUAUGCUAAACUAGAGUUAUCGACUGAUAGUUUGCUCAAGAAUAUGCUGAAGAUGAGUCGAUUCCUUGUGUACAACGAACUGCAAAAACUCAACAGACCAGUAGAAGACAACAGACUGCUGGUGGAUAACAUCUACAAGGGCCCUUUACAAGGCAAUGCACAUUAUUUUGCAACCAAAAAUGCAUUAGUUGUUCCGAUGGGUAUACUUCGACCACCCAUCUUUGAUUUAGAAAAUCCAGAAUAUCUAAAUUAUGGGAGACUGGGUACUGAGAUUGCUCAUGAAAUGGCUCACGGUUUUGAAAAUAUAGGCCUUCAGUAUGACCAGGAAGGCCGCGAAAGUUUGUGGUGGAGCGAAGAAAUGAAAAACAAGUUCUGGAUGAAGGCGAAAUGCUUUGUGGAGCAGUACAACAGAUACGUCAUCGAUGCUGUGGAGGAGAAAAACGUGGAUGGACAAAGAACAUUGCAUGAAAACAUCGCUGACAGCGCAGGACUGAAAAAGGCAUUCAUGUCAUACCAAAGAUACGUGAAAGAGCAUGGAAAAGAACCCAAGUUGCCAGGGAUGGAGUUCACUAAUCAACAACUAUUUUUCAUCAGUUUUGCUCAGAUGAAGUGCGAAGUUCGAAAUAAAGAGGGAUAUGAAGAGUAUAUCGGCGAUUCCACGUCGUCUUUGUUGCAGACGCCAUUCCGUUACAGAGUGAACGGGGCACUCGCUAAUUCCGAAUUCUUUGCUGCUGUGUUCAAGUGUCCUUCCGGCAGUCCUAUGAGUCAUACGAAGCGGUGUUCCAUCUGGUGAAUGGUUUUCAUUUUCUGACAGAAAACAGAUUUG